This is a messenger RNA of Coffea eugenioides, 1506 nucleotides long. RefSeq names its product geraniol 8-hydroxylase-like. The coding region runs from base 1 to 1506 and encodes 501 amino acids. Lineage: Eukaryota; Viridiplantae; Streptophyta; Magnoliopsida; Gentianales; Rubiaceae. The record is from RefSeq and is a predicted model, not a curated record. Gene Ontology annotation, molecular function: heme binding; iron ion binding; oxidoreductase activity, acting on paired donors, with incorporation or reduction of molecular oxygen. The transcript is spliced from 2 exons.
AUGGAGAUUAAGAGUUUACUUCUCCUGUCACCUCUCUUGUUCUGCAUUACCUCCAUCUUGCUUUACAUGGCAAAACGAUCAAUCAACAAGCAGAAGAGGCUUCCUCCGGGCCCCAAAGGCCUCCCAAUUAUUGGGAAUCUCCUCAAAUUAGGUGACAGACCCCACGAGUCCUUAACCAAGUUAGCCAAGAUUCACGGUCCACUCAUGACAAUCAAACUUGGCUGUGUCACAACUGUAGUUGCAUCUUCGACUGAGAUGGCUAGAGAAAUUCUCCAAAAGAACGAUCAAGCUUUCUGGAUGAGGCCAAUCGUGGAUGCAGCAACUGCAGAAACUGAUUACCAACGUUCCAUAAUUUGGAUUUCUCAAGGUGCACAAUGGCAAAAGCUUCGGAAGCUUUUGAACAGUCGAGUUUUUACCUCACAAAGAUUGGAUGCAUUGCAAGAAUUACGGGGCCAAAUGAUGGAAAACAUGCUUAAACGUGUCUUCGAAGCUCGAGAAGCUGGAGAAGCUAUUUAUAUUGGGAGAUUAGUGUUCAGUACAACUUUGAGCUUAUUGUCCAACAUGAUAUUUUCAGCUGACAUACUUGAUCCAUAUUCAAAAGAAGUUAAAGAACUAAAAGAUUUGAUUCUGAGGAUUUUGGAGCUUGUUGGCAAGCCAAAUCUCGCUGAUUUUUUUCCUAUUCUGAAGCCAUUUGAUCCUCAGGGAAUUAUAAGAGAUAUUAAGCCUGCUUAUGAUGGUUUGCACUCGCUAAUUGAGAACAAUAUUGAUCGCCGGAUGAAACAAAGGGCUUCUGGCAUAGAAAGAUCAGGAGAUUUCUUGGACGCUCUUCUUGAUCAUAGUGAACAAUAUGGCCCGGAUGAACUGGAUCUCCCCGAAGUUAGACUACUGCUCAUGGAUUUGUUUAUAGGAGGUACAGAUGCCACUACUGCCACAAUCGAAUGGGCAAUGGCAGAGCUUCUUCAUAACCCAGAGAAAAUGGCAAAAGUAAAGCAAGAACUUGUAGAAAAUGUUGGCUCGGGGUUUAGUGUCAAGGAGGCAGACAUCAUGCAACUUCCUUAUCUAGAUGCAGUCCUAAAAGAAACAAUGAGACUCCAUCCCACAACACCACUUCUCAUCCAUUCUGCCGAGACAGACGUGCAACUUUGUGGUUUCAUCAUUCCAAAACAUACUCAGGUAAUGGUGAACGCAUGGUCGAUCACGAGGGAUGCAGCUUACUGGAAAGAUCCCACCAUAUUUCUACCAGAAAGGUUUCUGAAUUCAGACAUUGAUUUCAGGGGAAGGGAUUUAUCCCUCAUCCCUUUUGGCUCUGGAAGGCGAAUUUGCCCUGGAUUGCCGCUGGCAGUGAGAAUGGUGAAAUUGUUGUUGGCUACUCUUGUACAUAAUUCUGAUUGGAAACUGCCUAAUGGUAUGGAACCAAAAGAUAUGGACAUGAAAGAUAAGUUUGGGCUUUCACUUGAGAAAGCUGAACCUCUUGCUGCUAUUCCAGUGAGAGUUUCAAAUUGUUGA